This is a messenger RNA of Zychaea mexicana, 4135 nucleotides long. Its product is annotated as PGAP1-like protein-domain-containing protein. The record is from RefSeq and is a predicted model, not a curated record. Gene Ontology annotation, molecular function: phosphatidylinositol deacylase activity. Gene Ontology annotation, biological process: GPI anchor metabolic process; endoplasmic reticulum to Golgi vesicle-mediated transport. Gene Ontology annotation, cellular component: endoplasmic reticulum. NCBI's taxonomy places the organism in Eukaryota, Fungi, Mucoromycota, Mucoromycetes, Mucorales, Lichtheimiaceae. The transcript is spliced from 7 exons. Bases 313 to 3669 code for a protein of 1118 amino acids.
CUACCGACAGCCAAAGAGAGCUUCUCCGCCUUGCGGUCAACUUCUAAUCUGGAAAGAAAAAAAAAUUCAAUUUACAGCGGUCUUCUUUUAUUUAACUUUGUUCAUUUGUUCAACAUCCCUAUAACACUCAUUUUUGCGCACAACCCACAAAAAAGAAAGAAGAAGAGGAAGAGGAAGAGGAAAACAACACUCCAAAACAAAAGAUACGAACUAACGACGAACUAUACAAACCAAGGCGCGACGCGAGGCUAACAAUUUGAGCUGUGAAAAAGAAUACAAGACGUUUUGGUGCGGUAGCUUCAUUAUUCAACCAUGAAUGCCUCGUCGUCGCCGCCGCCAUCAUCGCCUGACAGCACAGACGAUGAGCCACCACUGUCGAGUCGAGAAAAACAUAUAUCACAAGCACCACAUUUCCGCAUUGAUCAUUCACCAUCACUACGUCCCAUCUCGAACUCUUCACCUACCACAACUUCACCAUCACCGCCUUCAUCACCGUCCACUAUUCCUACAACAACUUCCACUACAAGUACAACGCGCACUGUUGCCAACAUUACAACAACCACCAGCAUACCAUCCACACAAAAACCAUUUACACUACCACGAGCUUAUAGAAUUACACGAUACAGCCGCUACUUUAUAAUCCUAUCCAUACUCCUAUCUUUUAUAACUAUUUUUGUCAUGUUAGACUCAUUUUUGCAUCAUCAACGAGACGUCGAUGGAUGUCAGGACAGUUUCAUGCAGCCAGUAUAUCUUCGACAGUCCGGAUUUGAUAGCGAAAUGACUCGAUUUGCAAGUAAAUACGCGCUUUACUUGUAUCGAGAAAAAGAUGUUGAUCUUUCCGACCAGCCUACGGGAGUUCCAGUACUGUUUAUUCCUGGCCAUGCAGGGAGUCAUAAGCAAAUACGAUCCAUAGCCGCCGAAACAGCGUAUGCCUAUUAUCAGCAUUACGCCACACAUCCAGAAAUUCCAAAGCAAGGCGUCAGGAAUCUCGAUUUUUUUACGGUGGAUUUUCACGAAGAGUUUUCUGCGUUGCAUGGACAAUCUUUACUCGAGCAGGCCGAGUAUCUCAACGAUGCAAUCGACUAUAUCCUCAAACUCUACCCACGAUCCCGUAAAUCCCGACGCUAUCCUGACCCAACAUCUGUUCUGAUCAUCGGCCAUUCCAUGGGUGGUGUUGUUGCACGCAGCAUGUUUAUGAUCAACAAUUACCAGCCAGGAUCCAUCAACACCAUCAUCACGCUAUCGACGCCGCACAUUUUACCGCCUGCACCGUUUGAUUGGAAAAUAUCCAAGAUUUACGACGACAUGCAUCGGUAUUGGGUCAACGGGUACAACACGCAUUCUCACGAUCUAUCGGCAACGACAAAGACAGCGACGGACUAUCACCACUGGGCCUCACUCAAGGACGUGAUGCUCAUUUCGAUUGCCGGUGGCACGUUGGACAAUAUUGUGUGCUCCGACUCGGCCAACGUCGGUGCAUUUAUACCGGCAUCCAAUGGAUUCACAGUGUUCACAACCGCGGUUCCCCAAGUGUGGACGGGUACGGAUCAUUUAUCCAUCUAUUCGUGCAAACAGUUGGUGCGAGUCUUGGCAAAAAGCAUGCUGGAUAUUGUCGACACCCGACGUGCAACCCAGACCAAGUCACUAGAAGAUCGCAUGGCUGUCAUGAAAAAGGCGUUUCUUAGUGGAUUGGAAGACAGAACGCAGGGUUUAUCCCUAGGUCGCCCAAAUCACAGCCAGAUGUCCGACCGCGAUCUGCGAUCAUUAAAGAUCGGGGAGCGACUGGUAAUUAUAGACGACGACGGCGACAACACCGCCGCCCCUGUACGACUCUCAUUAUUGCCAAGAUCGACAGAUGCCACGGCAUUCUCCGUCUUGACCGAUCAACCUAUCGGUGUUGACGGGUCCCGAUUUUCCUUGGUCUUUUGCAACAUGAUGGACCGGGUUUCAACAAGUGACAACACGCGACUCGUGUGUCAACCUGCAGAUGAAGCCGCUGUGCUUGUACCUGCAUCUACCGAGCGUGACAACCAUCCAUUCUCGGGUCGCACCUUUUCAUUUGCCAGCGUUCGAUAUGAUGAAAUGAAGCAAUACCAAUGGUUUGGUGUGAUGGAUGACGGCGUAGGCAGUAGUAGUAGCAGUGGUAGCAGUGGUGGAUUUUUAAUAGCAGAGUCAUUCAAUCCUGAGGAGGGCAAACACAAGUACACAAUCGACACAUCGAUGCUAUCCAUUGCCAUGAAAGGCGUUCACGUCAAUGUCAAACCAGCGCUGUUCUCAUCCAUCCACAUCCCAUCGAUCGAAAGCCCGAUGCUUGCGUACCAUCUCAAAGUGUCACGACGUGGCUGUAGCAACAUAUUCGCGCCUUUUCUUCGACAGUCCAUAUCGACCAUGCACGAAUCCAAAUUCUAUGUCAAUCUAGCGAAUAGCCAAGAUGAGACAGAUGUUUCGUUACACGGACGCACCGCAUUUUCGUCCAUGGCAAUCAGCACACGCGACGUCGAUCAUCGAGGACUGUCAUUACAAGUUUGGAUGGACCCAACAUGUGGUGACGAGCCGCUUAAAAUUGACCUUGCGAUCGAUUGGUAUGGCAGUGCAGGACGGAUAGGUUUCCGCAAUGGGAUAAUGCUGCUGGCAUAUGCAUUCAUUAUCGUGAUGUUUGUUAUUGCGGGACAGAUCUAUUGCUACAACAAGACAGGAAUAUUUCCGCAUUUCGGACAAGGGCUUAGUUUUUGCAUCCGACGCACGUUACCUGUCAUUAUACCCAUUGUAGCACUCUGCAGCAUCUAUCAGUGCACGACACAGCACCAUCUACCUGCAUACACCACUGUUUUGAACGACCUGGAUGUAUCGAUUGCUUGGCAUGACCUGCUUAUUGGAAACUCAGAUCCGUUCUUCUGGUGGCUGCCCAUUGUUGGCCUGCUGCUGAGUCUUGGCGCCAUCUCGUUUGUGUGGUUGGUUGUGGAGUUGCUGCUGCAUUUUUGUGCCAGCAUUUCCUCGUUUCUCAUUGGUCAGCGGUCCACCUUUGCCACUACUACUACUACCUGGCGUUGGUGUAACCGAGCGAAUGAAACGAGGAGUCAGAAAUUUCAACGAAGAGCCAUCACCACAUUGGUGCUUUUUGUAAUGGUGGCAACAUGUAUCCCGUAUCAGUUUGUCUUUGUCGUGGCAGUCUUGGUGCAUAUCAUUAGUUGUAUCAGGUCAUUGAUACGGACAUGGGCUGCGCCGUUGCAAGGUUACAAACGAGCCAAUCGCUACCAUUACAUGCAAUCGCUUCUACUGCUGAUGAUUACGCUGCUUCCAUUCAAUUUGCCUAUUCUGGUUGUGUGGAUACGUAAUUUAUCAGUUCAUUGGUUCGUUCCGUUUUCAUCCGACCACAAUGUGUUUGCGAUUGCACCGUUCAUUCUGUACGUCGAGCUGCUGACAGGAAGUCGUAAGAUGCUUCCUCGGACCCAGGGGCCUUGGCAUUGGGGAACGUGCAUUCUGAUCUACGGUGUGGUUGCAUAUACGUUCCUGUACGGGAUCAAGUACACCCACUCGAUUUACUUUCUGUCGAAUCAUAUGAUGGCUUGGUUUCUGCUGCUCCACGCUCGAGAUUCGCAUUAUGGACGAAUGACGUAUCGUUACGUAGCGGACCAUGUGUAUCCUUUCCGCAGCAAAAAGCAUUCUUGACACAUAUAAUUACUCAUCACAUACCACCUUCAUCCACUCCCUGCGUGUAUAUCUUCACUCACUCUCCGCAACCCAUCUCACUCAUUUACACACACACACACACACUUUUUAUAUUUAACUAUUUAAUACUUCAUUUUGUACUUAUUCGUCUGUAGUUAUUGUUUUUUGCGUUUUGUAGUUUCUUGUUAGAGGACAACGAGUAAAAACAUCUUUCUUUCUCAAAACAACACCAUGUCUUGCCAAAACAAAAAAGGGCUGUGUCAUGAUCCAUUAGUCAGACUAUGUGACCCUAUCCUCGAUGGACUGAACAACACCUGCAUCCACACACACACACACACCCCACCCCCUCCCCCCCAACCCAAAGGUGCUGCGUAAAAACGCAAAAGGAGUAUUGCGAAAUGGUUAGGACAUGUGAUAGCAAAAGGGCCACGGCCCAUUAAAUAAAAAGUUGCUAACAAACAAAGGC